UUAGAGGUCGUAUCUGAUUUGACAAAAGACGCUUAUAUUAUGACACUUCGCAGAUUUGUGGCACGCCGUGGAAAGCCAACCGAAAUAUUUUCCGACAACGGUAAAAAUUUUGUUGCUGCCGCGAAAGAACUAAAUAAUUUUCUAAAGGCUAAUCAAGAACCUCUGUCUGAGUUUGCUGCUCAGGAGGGAAUAAAAUUUUCUUUUAUCCCCGCUUACGCUCCUCACUUUGGUGGAAUAUGGGAGGCCGGGGUUAAGUCCGCUAAACAUCAUAUAAAGCGAGUCAUGGGCAAUACCCAUCUUACGUUUGAAGAGCUUUCGACAUUGUUUGCUCAAGUUGAGGCUAUUCUCAAUAGCCGUCCUCUAUGUCCCAUGUCAUCUUCCCCGAAUGACUUCCUAUCCUUGUCCCCAGGGCACUUUUUAAUUGGAAGACCAUUGAAUGCACUACCGGCUCCUUCAUUGGAUAACUCUAAAGAGAGCUCCCUGGAUAGAUAUGGCAGACUUGAACAAAUCCGCCAACACUUCUGGAAGAGAUGGCAGAAAGAGUAUAUAUCAGAAAUGCAACUACGAACAAAAUGGAAGAUUGACAAAUCAAAAAUAAACGUCGGAGACCUCGUACCGCUUCAAGAGGAUAAUUCUCCACCACUUUGUUGGCGCAUGGGACGUAUCUUUCGAUUAUUCCAUGGAACAGAUGGCGUUUGUCGAGUUGCGGACGUCGAAACUACAAGAGGUUGCGUUCGAAGACCUUUGGUUCGACUGUGUCCUCUGCCCACUUCUGAAGACCUUCAAGCUUGAAAACCUACGCUUUUCACCGGGGGGAGGAUUAUGUCUACGCCUGUUAAACUUAUUAUAGCAAUCAUGCGCUUCAACAACAUAGAUUGUCAUUUUUUAUUUAUUAUUUAUUGGCCGGGUAGAAUGUAUUUUUUUCACUUAUCUAAAAAUCUUUGUACAAAGGUGUGUCGGUCUCGAAAAUAAAUUGUUUUUAAA
Messenger RNA from Colias croceus (clouded yellow), 984 nucleotides. RefSeq lists its product as uncharacterized. Lineage: Eukaryota; Metazoa; Arthropoda; Insecta; Lepidoptera; Pieridae. The transcript has a single exon. The coding region runs from base 40 to 792 and encodes 250 amino acids. The record is from RefSeq and is a predicted model, not a curated record. Gene Ontology annotation, molecular function: nucleic acid binding. Gene Ontology annotation, biological process: DNA integration.